This is a messenger RNA of Cladophialophora carrionii CBS 160.54, 2340 nucleotides long. RefSeq lists its product as uncharacterized. Gene Ontology annotation, cellular component: preribosome, large subunit precursor; PeBoW complex. Gene Ontology annotation, biological process: ribosome biogenesis; maturation of LSU-rRNA from tricistronic rRNA transcript (SSU-rRNA, 5.8S rRNA, LSU-rRNA). The record is from RefSeq and is a predicted model, not a curated record. Bases 1 to 2340 code for a protein of 779 amino acids. The transcript has a single exon. Lineage: Eukaryota; Fungi; Ascomycota; Eurotiomycetes; Chaetothyriales; Herpotrichiellaceae. Gene Ontology annotation, molecular function: protein binding; ribonucleoprotein complex binding.
AUGGCAGACUCGAAGAAACGAAAAGCCGUCACACGAGACGUCGAGGAAGACGCUGCCGUCGUCUCAGGUGACGAAUUCGACUUUGCACAUCUAGACGGUACCCUUGCAGACGACGACGAUUCUGCUAGUGGCUCCGAAGAAGAAGAUGCGAGUACCGGCGCAGAAGAUGACAGUGACGUCGUAUCCAUCGGAAGUGAGGAGGUACCUUCAGAUGACGACGGGGAGCUGCUAAAACCAAAGAGAAAGGGAGAAGCGCAAGAGGAAGAGGUCGAAGUCGGGAAUGCGGACGUCACAAGCGAACGGAACGAAGAGCCCAACUACAGGAUCGUCAAGGACGCCAAUGGAAACGACAGAUACAUUUAUCCUGAGAUAGACCCGGGCGAUGAUUCAGACUACUCGGUCCCAGAGAAUGAAGCCAAUACUAUCGGCAACAUCCCCCUCUCAUUCUACGACUCAUAUCCUCACAUCGGCUACAACAUCAAUGGCAAGAAAAUCAUGCGGCCUGCAAAAGGAGAAGCUUUGGAUGCACUACUUGACACCAUCGAAGUCCCCAAGGGAUGGACCGGCCUCACAGACCCCGCUACGGGCAAGCCUCUCGAACUCAGUCAAGAAGAAUUGGAGCUGUUGAAGAAGGUGCAGAUGAAUGAGGUCGCCGCCGAGGGCUACGAUCCCUAUGAGCCCACUGUAGAGUGGUUCACCAGCAAGACGGAAAUCAUGCCAUUGAGUUCCGCGCCAGAGCCCAAGAGACGCUUCGUGCCUUCCAAGCACGAGCAGAAACGAGUCAUGAAAAUCGUCCGAGCCAUUCGAGAAGGUCGCAUUUUGCCUUACAAGCCCCCGACGGAAGAAGAGGAGCAAGACGAAUGGAUGCAGAACUACGACAUAUGGGCUGACGAACAACCCAGAUCUGAUCAUGCUAUGCACAUGCCCGCUCCCAAGCUUCCACCCCCUGGUUUUGACGAGUCUUACCACCCGCCGCCAGAGUACCUGCCAGACAAGAAAGAAAAAGAGGCGUGGGAGAAAAUGGACGAGGAAGACCGAGAGAAAGAUUACCUGCCCACAGACCACGCUGCACUACGUAAAGUGCCAGGCUACGAUCGAUUCGUUAAGGAGAAGUUCGAGCGGUGUCUCGACCUCUACCUUGCCCCUCGAGUCCGACGGACGAAGCUCAACAUCGAUCCAGAAUCGCUGCUGCCGAAGCUGCCCAAUCCCGACGAGCUCCGACCAUUCCCUACGCAUGAAGCCGGACGUUUUCAUGGCCACAAAGGUCGUGUGCGGUCCCUGGCCAUUGAUCCAUCCGGACUAUUUCUGGCUACUGGUGGUGAUGAUGGGCAUGCAAAGGUUUGGACGCUGCAGCCUCCUCGAGAGAUCUGGUCUGCUCAGUUGGCAUCGGAUGCUGCGGUCAAUGUGGUCCGAUGGCGUCCUGGCUCCGAUGCUCCCAUUCUAGCAGCUUGUGCCGAAGACGACAUAUACCUUUGCGUUCCUCGGCUCAGCGCGGACGGAGGACCUGAAGCGGAAGCAGCUCAGGCUGUCCUCGAUGCUGGUUGGGGGUAUGCCGCUUCAGAGAAUUCCACUCCGAAACCCUCUUCCGUCAGGUGGACUCGGCCAUCCUCUUCUCAAAGAGAUCAAGGUGUUGCCGUGGUCAUCCACCUUGGCCAUACCGCAAAGACGUUGUCUUUCCACUCUGGUGGGAAUCACUUUGUUACAAUUUGUCCGGCUACCACAGUUCCGGCAUCCCAAGCCAUUGCUAUCCACACGAUCACCAAGCAUCAAACGCAACUACCCUUCCGCAAGCGGCUGAAGGGUGGCGGCACUCCUCAAGUUGCACACUUUCACCCGACCAAGCCGAUCCUGUUUGUGGCAAACCAACGAGUGAUCCGAACAUACGAUCUAACCAGACAGUCCUUGCUGAAAAUCGUCCAACCUGGUGCACGCUGGAUCAGCAGCUUCGACAUCCACCCGACAAGUUCUUCCACCGCUGGCUCAGAUAACCUUAUAGUCGGCUCGUACGACCGCCGCUUGCUGUGGAUGGAUCUUGAUCUCUCCCCUCGCCCGUACAAGACUCUCCGCUUCCACGAGAAAGCGAUUCGGUCAGUUCGCUUCCACCCGGCCACAAACCGAUAUCCUUUGUUCGCAGAUGGUAGCGAUGAUGGCAGUAUCCAGAUCUUUCACGGUCAGGUUACGAGCGAUAUGAUGAGUAAUGCACAGAUUGUACCACUCAAAGUACUGCGAGGACAUAAGAUCACGGGAGGGUUAGGAGUAAUGGAUCUGGAUUGGCAUCCUCAGCAUCCUUGGCUAGUAAGUGCUGGGGGCGAUGGGACAUGUAGACUGUGGGUUGCUUGA